Messenger RNA from Stegastes partitus (bicolor damselfish), 1609 nucleotides. Its product is annotated as serine/threonine-protein phosphatase 6 catalytic subunit. Bases 26 to 943 code for a protein of 305 amino acids. The transcript is spliced from 7 exons. NCBI's taxonomy places the organism in Eukaryota, Metazoa, Chordata, Actinopteri, Pomacentridae. Gene Ontology annotation, molecular function: protein serine/threonine phosphatase activity. The record is from RefSeq and is a predicted model, not a curated record.
UGCGCAGCUAGACUAUCUAGCUACAAUGGCGCCUCUAGAUUUGGAUAAAUAUGCGGAGAUUGCAAAACAGUGUAAAUACCUUCCAGAAAAUGACCUCAAGAGGUUAUGUGACUAUGUGUGUGAUCUUCUGCUGGAGGAGUCCAACGUUCAGCCUGUUUCUACUCCUGUAACAGUGUGUGGAGACAUACAUGGACAGUUUUAUGAUCUCUGUGAACUUUUCCGAACCGGUGGCCAGGUUCCAGACACAAAUUACAUCUUCAUGGGCGACUUUGUUGACCGAGGAUAUUACAGCUUGGAGACGUUCACCUACCUGCUGGUGCUAAAAGCCAAAUGGCCCGACCGCAUCACGCUUCUUCGUGGAAACCACGAGAGCAGGCAGAUCACCCAAGUUUAUGGCUUUUAUGAUGAGUGCCAGACCAAAUAUGGAAAUGCCAAUGCCUGGCGGUAUUGCACAAAAGUCUUCGAUAUGCUAACAGUUGCGGCUCUGAUGGAUGAGCAGAUCUUGUGUGUCCACGGGGGCCUCUCUCCAGACAUAAAGACCCUAGACCAAAUUCGAACCAUUGAACGCAAUCAGGAGAUCCCUCACAAAGGAGCGUUUUGUGACCUGGUGUGGUCAGACCCUGAAGACGUGGAUACCUGGGCCAUCAGCCCCAGAGGAGCUGGCUGGCUGUUUGGUGCAAAGGUUACAAAUGAGUUUGUUCACAUAAACAACCUGAAGCUGAUCUGCAGGGCGCAUCAACUCGUCCAUGAAGGCUACAAGUUCAUGUUUGACGAGAAGUUGGUCACAGUGUGGUCGGCCCCCAACUACUGCUACCGCUGUGGCAACAUUGCCUCCAUCAUGGUAUUCAAAGAUGCUAACACAAGAGAGCCAAAGCUGUUCAGAGCAGUGCCUGACUCUGAAAGAGUCAUUCCACCCCGAACAACAACACCUUAUUUCCUGUAAGCACAUUCAAGCUGACGUAGCGCAGCCAUUUGUUCAGUGUACAGAUAAUGACUGGGACAGUGGCAUCAGCACUUGUGAACCCAUAUAUAUUUUGUACAAUACAUUUAGAGUAUUUACAGUGCUUUUCUUGGUGCCAACUCUCAACUGCUAUUCCCGCUCUGUGCAUUUAAUGCCAUCACUCUGAAGCUGAAAUCAUUACAGCAAAGUAAGCUUGCUGAGCAUUGUCACCUUACUGUUGUAUUAGAGGAAAGACAAAAAAAUCAACUGACCUUUGUAAAAUGUUAGUAUUUAUAAAUCUCCACUUCACUUUAUAGUGAAAACUCACUGCUGAGCAAAUUGCACAUGCAGUGUUCUAGAAUGUUCCAUUUUAAUUUGGUAUGGUAAUGUAUCUACUGUUUGUAAGAUAAGAAAAGCACUGCACGAAAGCAAAAAUGACAUCUAUUCUGACAAGUUUCAAUGAAGUUACACAUUUAGUGUUAUUAUGUGAUCUUAUAAAUAAACAUGUAAACCUGAGAGCUGAUAUGUACUAUGUAUUAGUAGUAUUGUUAAAACUGUGGUACCUUAAAAAUUCUCUGUAAUUUCCAGGUUUGGAAUCAGCUCUUGUAAUUAUUAUUUUUCUGUGUGUUGCCACUCUGUUUUUAAUUAAAGAACUAUGAAAAAUCAUUA